UCCACUUCUGCACCGUCAGAUGGUGAUGAUGCUCACAAUUUCUUCAAUUCAAGAGACAAGAUUUUUAAGGAGGCGCUCGGUUUCCUUCAACAAGAUCACAAGGCCCAAGUGGUAGCCCUGUGCGGAAUGGGUGGCGUGGGGAAGACCACAAUGAUGGAACAACUGAAAAAGGCUGUGGAAGAUAAGAAAAUGUUUGAUUGGGUUGUGAAGGUGGUUAUCGGGGAAAAGAUGAACACAUUUUAUAUUCAGCAAACCGUGGCAGAAUACUUGCAAAUUCCUUUAACCGAAACAAGUACAACAGCAAGGGCAGAUCGUCUUCGCGUAACAUUUGGGAACAUUUCACAAGAAAGAAAACAGAAGGUUUUAGUAAUAUUGGAUGAUGUUUGGGAGAAGGCUGAGCUUAAAGACAUUGGACUAUGUCCUUUGCCAAACGGCUCCAAGUUGUUGCUAACAUCAAGAAAUGAAAACGUUUGUACACAAAUUGUUGCAGAAGAUGAUUUAGAUCUUAGAGUUGUUAGAGUAGAUGUGAUGGAGGAGUUAGAAGCGAAUAAUUUCUUUUUUCAUAUUUCAAAAGUUUCAGACCCGGACCUCAAAGAAAUGGGAGUUAAAAUCGUGAAAAGAUGUGGUUUCUUACCCUUAGCCAUCAAACUCAUUGCAACAAACCUUAGAUCUAAAGAAAAGUGGGCAUGGAGGAAUACGCUUCACCGUUUGAAGAAAAAUGAACUCGAUAAGAAUGUGCAAAAAAUUGUUGAGAUAAGUUAUAACUUUUUAGCCGAUGAAGAUGCUAAAGCAGUUUUUCUUCUUUGUGGUUUGUUUCCGGAUGACUUCAAUAUUCCAAUCGAGGAUCUGACAAGAUACGCAUGGGGGCUUCAGUUGUUAAAUGAAGUUCCUACUCUGGGGGACGCUAGAGACCGGACAAAAACAUGUGUACUUGAUCUCAAAAAUGCAAACUUAUUGCUCAGUAGCGAUCAUUCCGAUUGUGUCAAAAUGCACGAUCUUGUGCUUGCUUUUGUGGUAGCUAAAGUUUCUAAAGGCAAUCAUCCAUGGAUCAUUAACCACAGCGAUGUUUCAAAUUGGAGUAGAGCUGAAAUGAGCAAGUCUUGCAGAAGUAUUUCUUUGACAUGUACGGGCAUGUCUGAGUUCCCUAGCGACUUGAACUACCCAAACGUAUCCCUAUUGAGACUUAUGAACGGCGAUAAAUCGCUUAAGUUUCCUGAUGAUUUUUAUGAGAAAAUGGAAAAUCUUCAAGUUAUGGCAUGUGAGAAGUUGCAAAUCUCUUCAUUGCUUCAAAUCUCUACCACCCUUCGAACACUCUGUCUACAUCAAUGCUCAUUGAUGUUUGAUUGCUCUCCUAUUGGUGAUCAUCUUUUGAACUUGGAAGUGCUCAGCUUUUCUGAUUCUGGCAUCCAAUAUUUACCAUCUGCAAUCGGGAAGCUAGUGAAGCUAAAGCUACUUGAUUUGACAGGCUGUAUGGAUCUACGAAUCGAUGAAGGCGUCUUGAAAAACUUGGUCAAGCUUGAAGAGCUUUAUAUGGAGGUUAAUGGAAAGGUUGUAAGAUUCACAGAUAUAAACUACAAAGAAUUGGCAGAACGUUCCAAGAAUCUUUCUGCAUUUGACUUUGAAUUCGUUGAGAACAAUCCUGAGUCAAAGAAUAUGUCAUAUAAUAAGCUUGAAAGAUUCCGUAUAUCUAUGGGACGUUACUUAGAAAAUGGUGGCCCCGAUAAUGUGCAAAAUUCCGAGAACACGCUGAUGUUAAAAGUCGCUAACAAAGAUGAAUUGUUGGAAUCUGGAAUGAAUGAGUUGUUUCCGAAAACAGAAGUGCUUUACUUGGAAGCUGGCAGUGGCAUGAAAAACCUUGAAGAAGUUUUACCGAAAUCUGUACCUCGACACAGCUUGUUUUAUAAUUUAAGAGUCCUUCGUAUUACCAAGUGUGUCGACUUGAGAUACCUCUUUACAGUCCCAGUAGCAAGGGGCCUGCUGAAGCUUGAGCGUCUCAUAAUUGAGGAAUGCCCUGUCAUGGAAGCACUGGUAUACAGCGAAGAAGAACAAGGGGUCGAUGACAUUAGGUUUCAGGGGCUGAAGUUUCUAUAUUUGAGUAAUCUACCAAAGUUGGACGGUUUGUCGUCCAACACUAACAAUAUUGUAAUCCAUCUACCGCAACUACUGGAGUUGUAUCUCAUAGACCUUCCAAACUUGACAAGCAUUUAUCCGGUGGGAGACUAUAAAUCAUCGAUUAUGUCCAGUGGCAGUUCUACUAUUGAUGAUAAACCUUUCUUCAAUAAACAGGUUGGAGGAAUUGAGGAUUUAUCGGAUGGAGGCAUUGAAGAAUAUAUGGCCGGAAGUAGUUGA
This is a messenger RNA of Erigeron canadensis, 2349 nucleotides long. RefSeq names its product disease resistance protein At4g27190-like. The transcript is spliced from 2 exons. Lineage: Eukaryota; Viridiplantae; Streptophyta; Magnoliopsida; Asterales; Asteraceae. The coding region runs from base 127 to 2349 and encodes 740 amino acids. The record is from RefSeq and is a predicted model, not a curated record. Gene Ontology annotation, molecular function: ADP binding.